This is a messenger RNA of Lithohypha guttulata, 765 nucleotides long. RefSeq lists its product as uncharacterized. Lineage: Eukaryota; Fungi; Ascomycota; Eurotiomycetes; Chaetothyriales; Trichomeriaceae. Bases 1 to 765 code for a protein of 254 amino acids. The transcript has a single exon. The record is from RefSeq and is a predicted model, not a curated record.
AUGCCUCGUGCUACUCGUGCCUCAGCAAAGGCGACCACAGCAAGCGAAGCAGCCAAACCAUACUCAAAGACCACCAGUACGAAUACUACGCUAACUGGAUCCAAGUCAAAGACACAAACCAAAGCAUCUGAGAAGAGCAGACGAGGAAAAGACAGCCACUUGUACACAGAUGAUAAUCCUUCCACAACUCUGAAAGGAACCGGUUUCAAAGACGCCGCCACAGCCAAGCACACCAUUGAGCUCGUUGCUCGUCGCUCACUUCUCUACCAAUUUCAGACAAUCAACACCAUGUAUCAUCGAGCUGCCCAUCAUCCAUCCAGCGCGAAAAAUACGAAUAUUCAAGCUGCAAUGGAGAUCUUUCGACAUUGGCUUGACAGCACGUACGUCGAAGCUAAGAAGGCGCAGAGAGAUUUUCCAUUACUGAAGAAGGACGUAGUGGAGCAGUAUCUUCCGUUAUUGCAAGAUCGAGUAGAUGAACUUGGAAUCGAAGUCGAAUGGACGGAGAAAUACGUUGAUCUCCCAAAAGGAAAGCGGCUUGCGAAUGUGCUGAUGGACGAUACGAAACCCGACAAGCGCGACCUUGCCGUCGUGAGACAAAACUUUCUGGACAAGCUCGUGGGAGACAAAUUCGAUGGAGCGAUUCCGGACAAGAAAGAUUCCAAGCUCUGGAUUGAAGAUGGCAAAAGAGAACCAAGUGACUUACACCUCAAGCUCAUUGGUUAUGGAUUUAGUCCUGCAAGUGCAGACCAGCUCUCUAGGUCUUGA